AUGAGAAUUGAUCGUAACAUUGAAGAAGACGACGCUGAAUACAUUAGAAACGAUAUCAAUGAGGGAAUAUGGGUCAAUUGUGAUUCAGGCAAACAUAAACAAAAAAAAAAAGAAAACGUGUCUAAUUGGUAACUUGAUAUAUAGCUUACUUUAUAUUGUGGUUGUGAAUGGUCCUGAAUACUUAACAAUUUGUUUAUGCUUUUAAUAUUUCAUAUACACUACUUGUUAUAUAUAUAGCUAACUUUGAAGUUUGUUUGUUAAUGGUGUAGACAUGGCGAACUCAGAAUCAGGAUCUGAUUCGGGAGCAGAAAAUGAGUGUCCAACCACAAUACCUACACGAGGGCCGACGCAAAUGAAUGAAAUAUCCAAACUAAUGGAUCAGGGCAAAAGAGUGGCCCUCGAAGUAAAUGAUAAAGGUCAAUACUGUGGAAAAAGCUAUGCGGAGCUCGUAUCCACUCUAGGAGUCAGAUGUCGACAGACAAUAGGGUUGGCUUAUAAAAACUGGAAAGAAGUCAACCAGACUCUGAAAAAUAAAGUUUGGAAAGACAUUCAGACGGGGUUCAUUGUGCCGGACACCUUCAAACAUGAUUGUCUCAUCCUAGCUGGGAAGUUAAUGAAAGACUUCAAGAAUAGGAUGACAAAAGACAUCAUAAUGCCCGCGUUGAAAGAGAAUGAUCUGGGACGACUGGCACAAGUCCCUGAAAAGCACCCGGAGAUCGACCCUGCUGAUUGGUGCAAAUUUGUUGAAAGUCGACUAACUCCUGAAUUUCUGGUACGCUAAUUAUAUUAACACUAAGAUAAACUCUUAAAUACAAGUACGUGAACGUUCCUCAAAAAUUCAAUCCAGACAUCGAAGUGGUCGGAGUGGAAUGGUGAACGUACGGGAAGCUGUGGUAAGUAAUACUUAAAAUUUAAUGUGCUAUAAUGUGCUAUACAAUUUAAUUGGUACUCAUUUCAUUGUUAUAACGUUAUGUAGAAAAAGGACCUCGAAGUUGCAGAUCCUCCCCGCCACCGUGUUUGGAUUAAAUCUCGCACCAAGAGUAGAAAACUUGUCAUUGAUUACGACAAGGAAAUUGCCGAGAAGAUAGUAAGUAUAUAUUAAUCCUUAAUUGAGUUCUACUCAUGAGUUAGUGUAUAUAAUUCAUAUACUAAUUGCUUGAAUAUAUGCGUGCAUUAGGCUCAAUUAGAGGAGAAGCUUAGUCAGGGACAAAUUCAGGUCCAGGGCCAAAACGAUAUCCUCACGCAGGCGCUCGGGACUCCAGAGCAUCCUGGACGUGUCAGGGCUGCUGGGUAUGCUAUUACUUCAAAUGUUAUUUAUUUAGUUACACAAA
Cannabis sativa is the source of this 1331-nucleotide messenger RNA. RefSeq lists its product as uncharacterized. The transcript has 2 exons. NCBI's taxonomy places the organism in Eukaryota, Viridiplantae, Streptophyta, Magnoliopsida, Rosales, Cannabaceae. The record is from RefSeq and is a predicted model, not a curated record. Bases 272 to 781 code for a protein of 169 amino acids.